AUUCUCGCGUUACAUCAGUAUCAUUCGUGCAGUGACCAGCCGAGCGCUCACACCGUUUUCGUGCUUCUCGCAGAUCGUGUAAACAAACCGGCAAAAUGGCUGCUAUAUCUCUCAAUCACCCGGCUGUGGAGUCCUACAUUGUAUAUUCAGCUAUACUGGCACUGAAAUUGCUGGCCAUGGCGCUGUUGACGGCAUUCUCGAGGAUAACACGGGGCGUGUACGCGAACCCUGAGGACGCGAAGAUGUCGAAAGGAAAGGUGAAGUUUGACGAUCAAGUGGUUGAGCGUGUUCGUCGGGGGCAUUUGAAUGAUCUGGAGAACAUUCCUGCCUUCUGGGUGCUGGGGGCGCUGUACCUGACGACGAACCCAGCGGCGGCGUGGGCGACGCUACUGUUCCGCGCGUUCACUGCCGGCCGGGUCCUCCACACCAUCGUCUACUGCGUGGUGCCGCUGCCGCAGCCGGCGCGAGCGUUCGCCUUCUUCGUGCCAUACUUAGUCAAUAUGUACAUGGGCUGGCAAAUCGUCCUGUAUUACAUCACAGCUUUUACAAGUGAUCCAGUGUGGAAAUCCUUCAUGGUUCAUUCAAGCGUUCUAGCCGUCAAAGUACUGGUUAUGGCGCCGCUGACGGCUAGAUACAGAUAUAAAAAGAAAGUGUUUGCUAACCCAGAAGACAUCGCUCUCGGUGGAGGAAAAGGGAUGCUGAAAUACGAUGACCCUGAUGUGGAAAGAGUACGCCGCGCGCAUCUCAACGACCUCGAGAAUAUACCUGUGUUUUGGGUGUUGGGGGCCCUUUAUCUGACGACCGACCCGUCGCCCAACCUAGCUGUGUGGUUAUUCCGCACGUUCACCGUGGGCCGUAUCCUCCACACCAUAGUAAUGGCGGUGAGACCCGUGCGCCAACCAGCGAGAGCCAUCGCCUACCAAGUAUCCAACACGGUCACUUGGUUUAUGGGCAUCAAAGUGAUCAUGCAUUAUUUCUCGGCCUUGUGAAGUGAUUACCGGACUGAAUAGUGAUUCUAGAAACCUCUACCGAUAAGACAUUGCUGUGUCAUGAUCAUAAUCCAAGUAUCAAAACGAGUUAUUCGGAAAACGAAUGUGUUAUUUAUUGAUAAUAACAUGGUGCGAGUCUUGUGUCAAAUUAUAUCAGAAAGAUAAUUUGAUUAUUAUGCUGAAUAUUAUAAAGUCGUUAUUUACAUACACCUGCUUAUUAGAUUAUAAUUAAUAUAUUAUGAUAGAAGUAUUAACAUUAUUAAUAAAAUAAUUAUGAAAGUUUAUUAAAGUUCGUAAUUUUGCUGUACCUACACGUAUCUACUGUUGAAAGUUAGAUAGCUAGUGUAAUGAAAUGCAGAAACUUGUUGAAUUACUCACACAUGUACAUAUGCGUUAUACUAUGUAGUGUAUCUACUCCGAGCAUACAAAGCAACGAACCGAACAAAUCAAAGUUCAUUUUUACGCUUAAAUAAAAGUUAGGUAAACCCGACUACCGUGUCGUAUUUUGGCAAAGUUUUCUAUCGCACCCGAAAACGACUAGUUUACGAGGGGCAAGUAAUUGAGUGCAAAGACCAUAAAGGAUGUAUUUUAGUUUAUAGGUUGGGCAGCCAGCUAUAACUCGAGUCCACUGUGCGCUAGCAGUAAACACAUUUCUUUAAGCCGUCGCCCUCCCUACGGCUUUAUUCCAAAAGCCAUUCGUAGGCUUUACGGCCGCCAUUCGUUUCACAUUAUUACUUCGUUAUUGCAAAGAACCACAUUUUGAAUUUUAACGCAAAUACAAUAUUAAAUACCUCUACAAUAUUAAAUUAAGUACUUAUGAAUUCAUUUAUUGCAUUAAUAUGCUUUUGCAAAUCGUUGUUUCGCUUUAUAUGUUAUCGUGACAGCUUGUUCAUGUCCUAGUGAACAAUAUCAAUAAGAAACCUAUAAAUACUAUUAAGUGUAAUUAUUAAUAAUAUAAUUUUAACAGUA
This is a messenger RNA of Pectinophora gossypiella (pink bollworm), 1958 nucleotides long. RefSeq lists its product as uncharacterized. NCBI's taxonomy places the organism in Eukaryota, Metazoa, Arthropoda, Insecta, Lepidoptera, Gelechiidae. The transcript has 2 exons. The record is from RefSeq and is a predicted model, not a curated record. Gene Ontology annotation, cellular component: membrane. Bases 96 to 989 code for a protein of 297 amino acids.